AUGCGUCAGACAGUGGCCAAGCUAUCGCGGAGCGUGCCGACCCUCAGCAGGCCGGCCUCCAUGGCAGCCGGGGCGCACCACAUAUCCAGCAAGAAGGAAGGCAGUAUUGCCGAUGCCUUCGUGUCGCUGUCCGGUGCCGAGCGGCCGCCGCUGCCGGACAGGUUCCGCGAGCUCAAGUGUGAGCUCGUUCGGGGCCGCGAGAAGGACAUUGUCGACAGCUGGUGCCGGCUCCUGAAGCAGCUGAGGGCGGAGAACGAUGUCAUCCGCCGGAAGGGAUCGAACGUCAUCCCGCAGCUCGAGUUUGCCAACCUCGAGGCGGACUGCGAAACGCUCAAGGGAGAGCUGAAGAAGCGAGGCGCCGUCGUCGUCAGGGGCGUCAUCCCCGAGGACGAGGCGCGCGCGUACAAGGACGAGGUGGAGGCGUACGUGAGGGAGAACCCGCACACUCGAGCCUUCCCGCCUCAUGACCCCCAAGUGUAUGAGCUGUAUUGGUCGGCGCCCCAGCUCAAGGCGCGUUCGCACCCGUCCCUCCUCCGGGUGCAGCGCCAGCUCAUGGCUUCCCUCUGGCACGCAUCAUCGCCGGAAGCGCAAGUGUCGCUCGCCAACCCGCUGACGUACGCCGACCGGCUGCGAAUUCGCCAGCCCGGCGAUGCAACCUUUGCCUUGGGCCCGCACAUGGACGGCGGCAGCGUCGAGAGGUGGGAGCGGCAGGGCUAUGGCCGCGGCGGCGUCUACGACCGCAUUUUCGCCGGCGACUGGGAGGGUUACGACCCUUGGGACGCGAGCGGGCGGGUCGCCGCCGUCAACAACCUCUACGACGGCCUCGGCGCAUGCUCCAUGUUCCGCACGUGGCAGGGCUGGCUGAGUAUGAGCCACACGCGCGCGGGCGAGGGUACGCUGCUGGUGAACCCGCUCAUGCACCUGGCCACGGCGUACGUCCUCUUGCGGCCCUUUUUCGAACCGCUCGUCUCGAAGGCUGCCGGCAAGGGGCGGUUCUUGGACGAGGAAAACUGGAAGUUCACCGGCGAGGCAGGCAUGACCAGCGAGCUGCCAGGCGCAUCUAUGGGCCACGGCCAGGAGCUGACGGAGGAGCUGCAUCCCCACCUCGAGCUGGAGACGACCAUGGUGCACAUGCCGCCAAUCCGGCCCGGAGACUUUGUGGCCUGGCACUGCGAUACCAUUCACUCGGUCGACAAACGGCACGCAGGGGCCUCCGACUCGAGCGUCAUGUACAUUCCCGUGUGCCCCGUGACGGACAUCAACGCCGCAUACCUCGCCCGUCAGCGGGCGGCGUUUAGGGACGGCACGCCGGGACCCGACUUCCCCGGUGGAGAGGGCGAAGCACGUCACGUCGGCCGCCCGACCGAGGAUGUGCUACGACGUUGGGCGGGCAGCGGCGGGCGGCAGGCCUUUGGGCUCGAGAGCCUGGCUGUGCGUGGACAGGCGUUGGCCGGAGAGCGUUCGGUUGUCGAGAGGGCGAAUGCUAUCCUGGGUUUUUGA
Messenger RNA from Drechmeria coniospora, 1500 nucleotides. RefSeq names its product DUF1479 domain protein. NCBI's taxonomy places the organism in Eukaryota, Fungi, Ascomycota, Sordariomycetes, Hypocreales, Ophiocordycipitaceae. The transcript has 3 exons. The record is from RefSeq and is a predicted model, not a curated record. Bases 1 to 1500 code for a protein of 499 amino acids.